Zymoseptoria tritici IPO323 is the source of this 876-nucleotide messenger RNA. RefSeq lists its product as uncharacterized. The record is from RefSeq and is a predicted model, not a curated record. Lineage: Eukaryota; Fungi; Ascomycota; Dothideomycetes; Mycosphaerellales; Mycosphaerellaceae. The transcript has 2 exons. The coding region runs from base 21 to 635 and encodes 204 amino acids.
ACCACAACCUUCCGCCCGCCAUGGCGCAACAACAAUACCCCAAGGAGACGCAGUCCGUCAUCGAAGGGCCUGAAUUGGGCCAGACGAGCAAACCAUUCGUGCCCGCGAGGAGUCUCAACUCCGAUUACCCACUCAUUGACUCCGAUCCUCACUUCAAGCGCGUCGUCGGCUAUGCUCGCGGCUCCGAUUACCUCGCCGCUACCGCCUUCGCCGCAUCAGGACCCGCACUCAUGUACUGGUGGGAGCGCAUCUCGCCCUCGGAGGUCGGCCGCGGCGGCUUCGCUCAGAUUAUGCGUCUUUCCGGAUUCAUCAGCGUCACCGCGGGCUUCAUGCUCUUCUAUAGCCGCUCGAUCAACCGAUUCUACGGCUUCAGCGAGAACCGCCGCGAGAUUGAGAUGGACAUGCGGGAAAUGACGGACCGAGUGAAGAAGGGCGAGCCACUGUACGGAAAGAGCACGCUCACAGAAUACAUGCAAGGUGCGGCGAGCAGGCAGAGCAGAUAUGCGGGCACAUUUUCGCAUGUCAUGCCGUGGUUCAACUUUGUGAACCACAACCAGCAUGGCGUGGAUACUGCAAAAUACUACAGGAACGCGGAGAGGGAGCUGGAGGCGGAGAGGAAUGGAAAGAAGUUGUGAAUAGCUGGGAGGUGAUUGCAGACACACUGGCUGGGAGAGGGGAGUGGUUGUGUACAGUGCGGAGUUACAGGGCGCUGAUGUGUGUGGAGUCCACGCAGCCAGAAGAGAUGCUACUAUGAAACCGCUGGAUAAGCGUCGUAGCUCGUAGUAUCGGGAUGCAUACUGAGACAACUCUACUGAACAAUGCCUCGUUUAGUCAUCGCGCAGAUCAACAGCAUACAAAUGUAUGCAUCGUCCGCCG